UCAUGUGAAAAAUUAAAGUAUUAUGUCAUACUGAGGCAUUUUUGUUUUGAUUUCUCCAUACUCUGAGUGAAUAGCUUGUUGAACGAAAAAUACUCGACUGUUUUGUAACUUAAUCUGUGCAUUCUAAAUACAGAAAUAAAGGGUAAGAUUCCUACUUAAUAUACCCUCAUUCAUGUCUACAUGCAUUACCUACUGAAAUAGUUCAGGGAGUCAAGUUUUACACUAUGAUAAUUACAAAAAUGAAACUAUAACACUCUUCAUGAGUAAUUAGAAAGUAAGAACAAUUGAGAUGAACGCCGUAGCAUAAUUAACAAAAAGUGCAUGAAAUGACAACCAGAUAUUUUGAUUCAUUCCAUGUAGACGGUGCUAACGGAAACAAAAAGCUCACCUCUGGGGGGUUGAUGAACAUGCCUAUCGUUAUGACCAAGAAUAUACUUGUUUAACACAUACAAAUAUAAUGAGUAGUUUGUCUAAUUCACAUUGGGAGUAUAAAAUAUGGUAUCUUAUCAAGUUCAACACCACUGUUUGUGUUAGUCUCAAGAAAUACUGAACAUAUCGUUUAAAUACGAUUUCAAACUCAUCAUUUCGUGACACCAUAGCGGAAACAUGAAUUUUGAAUUCAUUCAGAGUUGAAUUGAAAUAGAAGUAGCUAAGGAUCAAAUAUGAAAAGCCUCAGUGAAGAGAUGUUAUGAAUAAUUGAAAAUUUGAUGGAUGCAUAAAUUUCGAUAUAUUUUAUGUUCGUCAAGGUAAAAUAGAUGAGAGAAUAAACUGGUAGUUUUUCAGAGGAAUUAUUGCAAAAUAUCUUUGACAGUGAUGCGUGCAAGGUCAUUAAUGAAUCUUAAAUUUACCACUUUGUUGACACUAAUGUUGAUCGUCAUUUUGUAAUUGAUUUUAAUUUUCUUUUGCUCUUUGAAAAUCUAUUUUCAGUCAUGUUUCAUUCAUUAAUUUUCCAUUCUCACUGUUGUAGUGUCACUACAUUUUUAUCGCUUUAGAAAAUGUGUUCAAACAAUUUCAAACGAACUUAUUAAAUUUUAUGAUCUACAUUUUUGUUGAUUUUUGAAUAUUAGAGGAAGUUAGUAAGUAUUAAAAGCGCUACCUUUUAUCUUUGCUUACAACUUAAUGGUUCACAGUGAGUAGCGUUGGUCUUGAGAACUAUACGCUGUCCGAAGAUUUUUCACUACUUGUUAGUUAGUAAACAAUAGUGACUUAAUGGUUAAAUUAUUUUGCGCUCUAAAUAGUUACUUCGAGUUUCGUUCUUAUAAACGUCUGUAGUCAGAGGCUUCCUUCAUAUGCAUGAAAAUAAGAUUACAGAACUCUAGUUUUUCCACUUCAGUGGUGUUAUCUUGUUAAUAACAUAAAGUUUUGCACGUAUCUUUAAACAAACAUAUAUAUAUAUAUGUAAACAUGAAUGUUUGUGUUUCUAUUCAUUGGAUCAUAUGCUAGUUGUUUUCAUUCAAAAUUAUUUCCGUCUAAAGAAGCGUAUGAUAAAGCUCGGAACUGUAAGUGAACAUAUUUUUACCACUAAUAUACUAGUCAGUUAAAUUCGGUUAUUAUGUAUGCAUUUCUGUGAAUUCUUUCUUGUGCACUGUAAUUUCACUUCAAUUCUGCUUUCCCACUACCAAGAACUUCCUCGGCUAAUCAAAAUUACAGGCAGAUGUGUUUUUAAAAUGCAACUAUUGCGUUUCAUUGCAUAUAUCAUCCCAGUUAUUACUUUGUUAUCAUAUCUGGUUCGAAAUCCUUUGAAAAAAAGUAACUAGAUUACAAUAAUUCAUGUAGAGUGAAGCGUUAAUUUGUAGAUCAGUCAAGUAUGCUAUACUAAUCUGCGUAUAAGUCUCUUAUCAUUUGAGAAAUUGUGAUGUGUUGUGCAUAUUGCUACGUGUAUGGAUUACACCGUUUAGCAUUUAAUGCACAUAAUCUGACGUGAAGGUAAAGCCUGUUUUGAGUGGCUGGCUGUAUUGAAGACAAAAUCGGAGCUUCACAUCAGUGUAUAAGUUUUCCACACCACACACCAGAACAUCAGUAAUCGUCUCUUACCACUGAAUUUCUUGUCUAUACAUUCAUCUAUUUUCCGUAGUUAAACUCCGGUAGAAAAUGACAGAAGUUGAAAGAUUUAUGAAUUUCCAUAUACUCUAUGGACUUCAAUUAAAUCUGGACGGAAAAUAUCUGUUUUGCACUACUUUUAAAACAUGAGGUUUUGAUUAAUGCCAAUUAAUUAUUGAAUUAUUUUUUAUCAUAUUAUUUUGUGUAGUGCUUAAAUUGACUCUUCUCAGCAUUUCGACCUCUUCGAGGAUUUUAGCGGAUUAUUCUGAGACAGAUAAAAUAAGCCCCAAUGUACUUCUGUUAGAACGUUUUUUACACUUUGAAGAUAUUGAAGCUUCGAAGCAGUUGUAGUGAAGUUAAUUGUGUAAUUGUAUUCGUUGAAAUGUUUUAUUUUUACAAUGAUUCCAAGCUCUAAGUAUUACGAUUAAAUGCUAUGUAAUAAUGAGAUCAAAUCAACUAUACUAUACUUAACAACUAGAUGGGUCUUAUUGUUUUGGAAACGGUAACUUCUGAGAAUCAGAACUUUCCGUUUGUUUCUGUUUUGACAUGUACUCUAAGGCAUAAAAAAGAAGUUCAUUUUUAAAUAUGUCCCACAAUUGUAAAAUAUUGAGCUUAGUUGUGUAAUGAAACCAAGAAUGUUUUCCGCAUUCAUACAGAUCACGGUGAGUAUUGCACAGUAAACACCAUCCUGAUUUUAUUGUAGGAAAUGCUUUUCCAAAGAACUAACAUUUUCAUCUUACUUGAAAUGAGGUCGUUGUGUGUCUAGAUAUUAGGAAGUGAUUAAUAGGUCAAUUUAUGUGUGAUAGGACCACAUAGGAUCUCUUUGGUGUUACGAAUUCAUACACGUGAACAUAGUUCCUUACUGUGAAAGUAUUUAGUGAUUACUGAAUGACACAUUUUGUUCAUUAGGUGAUAUUUUCAGAGAUAAUUUCUACUUAAUAAUUCUUAUUAUAAGCAUGGUGAAAAUGCUAUCAUCAAAUCUUGCAACAUUAAUCACACAACAGGCAUCAGAUGGAGCAUUUUUAUUUCCAAUGAUCCCCGUGAAAUAAUUUCCAUGUUAAAUAGAUAUAUUUGCACUUAAUUUUAACCUGUUUACAUGAGAGCACACAUUUAGAAAAAUUAAUCUAAAUUUUUGUCACCAUAUAGUUAUUUCAACAUAUCAGAACAGCUAAACAUUUUUCUUAUUCAUUGAAACUUAAGUUCUUCAAAUUUAUGGGUAGAGAUUCACACAUAUAGAUUUUCUCUGUAAUUAUGUUAAACUACUGAGAAUAUUUUGUAUAUUUAUUGGUUAAUCUUUGUUUGAUGCCAAAUAUUUUAUAUCACAAGUGUUGCUUUCAUAAUACAUUUAAAUUUAUGUGUUCAUUAUUUUUCAGAGAUUUAUGGUAAGUCGUUUUAUUGAUGAGCUUGCUCAUGCUAUUUCAAUACUUUUCGUAAUCAACCAAAUAGAUUGGGGAAUUUUAUUAUAGUUUCAUGAGAUUCCUAGUUGAAGGAUAUAAAACCAUCCUUUUUGAGACACUGCUUUACUAUUAAAGAGUAGUAUUACAUUUUCAGUUACUUCAAUCACUUCACUCGCCAAUGUUGUAAUUUUGACUAUGAAACAUGCAGUGUGACUGCAGUGAAAUUUACUUAAAUUUUCUAGCUGUGGACUCUUUUCUUAUUCGAGAAGUGGUAUGAUUUACUAUAUCAUGAGUCCAUUCUCAUGAGAUCGCACCUCAGUUAAUAUGUUGACAUUUUAUUUUGUCCUUAAUAACUUUCGUCGUAGGAUUAAAAGUUUAUUGCUCUACCCGUUUCACUUAUUCGGCAUACUUUCUUAGGUCAUGUAUAAUUCCGACUGCUCGCUCCUCAUUCUGUGCAUUUCAACUUUGUUAAUUUCUCACUCUGGAUCCCUUCUAAAAUGGUUCUAAUGUUGUCUUUUUGACGCUUUUGACGUCACUCAGAGUUAGACGCCUGAUGAACUAACUCUUUUGACUUAUUUAAAUCAGAUGGAUGACACAAGGCUUAUCUAGUCUACAUUAUUCGAUUUGCAGAUCACCAUUUGACCACACUGUUUAAUUCUAGUCCCUGGAAACUCCACUCAGCGUGACCUAUUUGUAGUGUGUAUAUUUCUCCUACACCAGUGAAUAUAACCUAUCUUCUGAAGUUUUUAUUUUUAAGUAUUGGUUUUUAUUUUUGUUGAAUACAAGUAAUCGAUCAGGUUACUUAAUUGACAACUCGCAUAUUGACUCAUGUUCUAAAUGACAGUACAUUUUACAUGGACUGCAAUAACAAUGCGAGUAUUAUUACAUCUUAUAAUCCUAUAGUUUCUGAAGAGGUUCUGAUUAGCUUCUAGUGGUUGUAGUAAGCUAAAAUUAAUGGAUUAACACCUGUAAUAUUAAAGAAAAAGUCUUCACUUCAAUAAUCCUAGUUCUGAGUAGAUCUUGUGCUUCGGGUUCAAUUCGCUAACAAAUCCUUGCUUUAUUCUACUGAAAAUGUGUAGGUUGAACAUGAUCAGAAGAAAUCUACACUACUUCCUAUCAUAAGUCGCAUCCUUCAGCUUCCUCUGAAUGAGAACAUCAUCGAAAUUAAUGUCAUUUGUUGACUUAACCAUUGGAUAUCUUAUUUUUAAACAAAACACCUUUCGUCUUGGUUCAUAUGGCGUAGUUAACGGUAAAAUCGUGUACAAUAUUUUCAUUAUUGUGCCACGAGGAUCUUUCAAACACUUCUUUUUUUACUUUACAAAAUCAGAGCAUGUCGGUAAGUCAUUAUCCAGCGUUUCAACGUGAUCAUAUGAAAUAUAUUUUUUGCAGUGCUUUUCAUCCACAAGAUGUUACUAAUAUAAUGAAUUAUUUGCACCAUUUCAAGAGGAAGAUAAAAUUUGUCUCGACAUUUUGAAACAGAAACUGGAGGGUCUCCAGCACCUUAGUAGGCAGUAUCAGGCAAAACUCGAUAAUAAACAUGGAUGAACCUUAAAAUUCAAUAAAUUUUGUAGGUGUCAUUUGCACUAUCUGGUGUUUGCUCUACAUAUAACAUAUUGAUGGAUUAUUGAAUUCUAUCACAAUCGGUAAAUGAUCAACACGCCUACUUUGAAAUUUGGAGGUUGUGGGUCAACUGCUUGAUGAGAUCAGGGAUGAGUAAUGCCGAGUAGUUUCAAACUAGGACGUAACUUAAGUUUAGUACUCUCUGCUAUUCAUCGGUUCUCUAACUGAAGUCGUUUUGUAGUCAUUUUCGGUAUCGGUCAAAUUAUGGACAAAUCUACACGCGAGAAACUAUGGGUCUCUGUUCGGAUAGAGAUUAUACAUGGAAAAUGGAUUGAAUAAUCACAACAUAAUUGUCAGUACGGCUAUGUGUGGUAACUGUAGCACAGUAACUACAGUGUUUACGACUAUCAGUGAUACAAUAACCAACACAAAUUCCAGAAAAUUAAUGAAAAGAUCAUAUACAGUUUAUGAGAUAGUUCUACAUAUCAGCUUAGAGUUUAGCCAGUAAUACAAAAUAGACAUCAGGUCAAAUUUUGGAGUUAACAUAGUAGUAGUAUUAUUGACUGAUUUCAGUCAUAUUUACAAAACCACCAUAGGAAAGCAAGUGUCAUAGAAAUAUGUCAGAGUGCUUCUGAAUGAUUAAUGCAAUACAUAUAUGUAAUACGAAAUCAGUUCGUGACUGGCGAAGUUUCAAUCAUACCGACCUUGAGUAUUGUUGCUGCAGUACAGAAAACAAAGGAAAGUAUAUAACAGUUACUUUAUUGAUGCAUUAUGAUGUGCAUAUUCGACUUAAGAGAAUUACUUAUACACUACAC
Messenger RNA from Trichobilharzia regenti, 5812 nucleotides. The record is from the annotation of a GenBank genome assembly. Lineage: Eukaryota; Metazoa; Platyhelminthes; Trematoda; Strigeidida; Schistosomatidae.